CCACCGCCUCGAAGGGGAAAUAUGAAGGGGAGUUGCCUUUGCCGACUCUCUCCUCUUCAGAAGAGAAGCAGCCGCAGCCAGGAGGAGAAGGCAGGCGGCAUCCGAGGGGAAGAGAAGAAGGAGAAAGCACAACUUUGGGGCGUCGGGAUGGGCAGCCCUGCCUUCGCCUUGGCUUCUGCCUGAGCAAAGUGGAAGGAAAGAAGCCGUCUUUUCCCUCAGGAGGAAGAGACCUCAACAGAGGCGGGGAAUCACCAUUGGCGUGGAGAGUUUUUGUUUUGGUUUUGCUGCGUGUGGAUUAUUCCUUGGGUUUCAAAGCUUCGAGAGAAGAAGGGGAAAGAAAGAAAGCAGGAAAGUGUGGAGCAUCAAAGGAGGAAGGGGGAAAGAAAAGAGGCUGCCACUGGAGACAUGUCCUGCCCGUGCCUCCUCCUAGAGAGCUACCUGUCCCUCGCCCUCCUCCUCCUCUUCCAAGGGCUGGGAGAAGGCUCUGCACUUCUUCAUCCAGAGAGCAGGUUUCACCCUCGAUCACUAGAGAAGAAUGCAUGGCGGACUUUCAAGGAAUCACAGUGUCAUCAUAUGUUAAAACAUCUUCACAAUGGAGCACGGAUCACUGUACAAAUGCCUCCUAUGAUCGAAGGACAUUGGGUUUCCACUGGUUGUGAAGUUAGGUCAGGCCCAGAAUUCAUCACAAGAUCCUACAGAUUCUACCAUAAUAAUACAUUCAAGGCCUAUCAGUUUUACUAUGGAGGUAAUCACUGCACAAACCCAACCUAUACCUUAGUUCUCCGUGGUAAAGUCCGCCUUCGCCAAGCAUCCUGGAUCAUUCGAGGAGGGACUGAAGCUGAUUACCAGCUACAUAAUAUACAGAUAAUCUGCCACAGUGAGGCGGUAGCUGAAAGAUUAAGUGAGCUGGUGAAUCGUACAUGCCCUGGAUUUGUAUCAGAAGGCAAACCCUGGGAGCAGAAUGUGAGCUAUGAUCUUUGGAGAGAAGAGAAUGGUUAUGAAUGCACCAAAGCACUGAAUUUCGCUAUGCAUGAACUUCAACUCAUCCGUGUGGAGAAACAAUACCUUCACCAUAAUUUAGACCACUUAGUAGAGGAGCUAUUUCUUGGAGACAUCCACACUGACCCCACUCAAAGGAUGUAUUAUCGGCCGUCGAGUUACCAACCUCCUCUGCAAAAUGCCAAGAACCAUGACCGCUCAUGCAUAGCGUGCAGGAUCAUCUAUCGGUCAGAUGAACACCACCCUCCAAUUUUACCUCCAAAGGGCGAUUUGACUAUUGGAUUACAUGGUGAAUGGGUGAGCCAACGCUGUGAAGUGCGCCCUGAAGUGCUCUUCCUUACCAGGCACUUCAUCUUCCAUGACAACAACAACACUUGGGAAGGUCACUAUUAUCACUACUCUGACCCAAUCUGCAGGCACCCCACUUUUACUAUCUAUGCCAAAGGCCGUUACAGCAGAGGAGUUCAUUCAUCGCGAGUUAUGGGUGGAACAGAAUUUGUUUUUAAAGUCAAUCAUAUGAAGGUUACUCCCAUGGACAUAGCAACAGCCUCCCUACUGAAUGUGUUCAAUGGAAAUGAGUGCGGGGCAGAAGGAUCCUGGCAAGUAGGGGUGCAGCAAGAUGUAACUCACACCAACGGCUGCAUUGCUCUGGGGAUCCGGCUCCCUCAUACAGAGUAUGAGCUCUUUAAAAUGGAACAAGAUGCCAAGGAAAGAUACUUGCUGUAUAAUGGGCAGAGGCCUAGUGAUGGAUCCAGUCCAGACAGACCAGAAAAGAGAGCCACCUCCUACCAAAUGCCCUUAAUUCAGUGUGCCCCAAGAGAAAAUAAACAAGGAUCAUUGGAAAGCGGAGCACCAGCAAGGAUUUCCUGGGCAUUUGCUUUGACCAUUAUAUUACCUGUUUGUACUUUGCCACACGUGAGCAUUCACAGCUAGAAGUUUAAAGUGAAAUUACUUUACAAUCAGGGCUGUACAGGAUUUUUUGAUACAGGGGAAUGACGGAGGGAUGGGCAUCUUUUCAGACAAAAUAAAAAAGACAUGUAUUUUCUUGAUGCACUUGAAUGCCUGAGAACUGUUGCUCACUUCCCCUCUUUGAAUCAUGAACAGCAUUCAUUUGUUUCUGCUUUGAACUUCAUCAGAUCUUAUCCAUGGCCUGACAUGACUGCACAACAGUAAUUGCACUUUAAGACUGCAAUUUCUUUCUUUGAAAAUUACGUGGAUAAACCAUCUUAUACGUUUCACUUGUCAGUGUUGCCGUUGCAGUCUUUCUUACCUACAAAAUCAGCUUCUGCUUUGGAUUUAACUAUGCAUUUAUUGUAUUGUGUCAAUACUGAUAAAUGGCAUUGUUCUUCAGCUACAGUGUAUAUAAAUGUGUGUGUAUAUGUAUAUAUACAUAAAAACUCAACUAAUGAUUAUCUAAAAUACUUUUAUAGAUUUUACAUAAAAUGAAAUGUUUAGCAUCAGGAAUGAAUGAAAAAUCAGAAUUUCAAGAAUAAUUUAAAUCAUUCUAUGUAGAUUUUUUUUGAACUUCAGAAUAAUCAACAAUUUAGACUAAUAUUCUUAUAUUAUUUCUGAAGGCAUGUUAAUUCAACAUUUCCCAGCCGUGAAGGGAAGACUGGGUUUGCAGAUUGGGUUUGCUCCUCCCACUUUUGCCAGGUAGGCUGUGGAGUCUUUCCCAUAAGCAACAUAGGAUCUCCCGGAGAGCGAGAACAGUCACCUUAACAGUCAAGAGGUAGUUUACCUUACACCCACGAUCUCUUUUUACCCCUAAAUGCUUUGAUUCCUUAAAGAUCUGACCAACCUUGCCCUUUCUACAGUGCAGUUUUCCGUCCUGCAACCUUCGUACUAUUCUGAAGGCUUUGGUGAUUCUGUCAUUUGAGCCUUGACCACCAUCAUCUUAAAGAACUCUAUCUGCAGAUCACACUCAGUAAUGCUGGCAUUAGAGACAUGGUUCAACACCAUGACAGAAUUUAGGAGGUUAUUUUUCUGUCUUUCUGUCCUCAAUCAUCAAAAGAUCUGGCACCCAUUGGGUAUGUGCCAGACCAUCUGGAUUUACUUGAAGAGCACAAAACAACUUUCAGACAUCAAACAUGCUAUUAAUCCCCUUGCAGCUACUUUCUAAGAGUAAGAAGGUCCCUAUCUCCACCUUGAAUAGAUGGAUCAGAGUGUGCAUGGUCUCAUGUUAUAAAAUUCUGGGAGUCCCCCCUCCCCCCCGGUGCUAUCACACAUUGUACUUGAAGCGCUGCCACCUCUGUCUCACUAACGGGAAUCUGUAGGGUGACCAUGGGAAAGUCAUCCUAUACAUUCAUCAAACACUAUAAACUUAAAAUCUUUGAAUCUGCUGAAACUGCCUUUGGUAGGAGUAUCCUGUAAAAAGUGGUUAAAUUCUAGGUCUUUGGAUUGUUAGCAAUGCCCUCCUUAAUCAAGGAGGCUCUGAUAACUCCCAAUCUGCAAGGGGUUCCUCAUCUGCUGGGAGAAGGAACAAUGGUUCUUACCUGUGAUACAUCUAUUCUCAGCAGAUAAGGAAUGAAUCUCUUGACCCACUAUGGAUGCUGUUGUGAAAAUGCGUUGAAAUUAUGUUGCAAUGUAUGUAGUUCUCCCUCACGGGGAGCAGGCUGACCUUUUCCCCUUCUUGAUUGACUUUCUGAGCAGUUCUUGUGUUUCCAUAUUAAUAAAUCAAGAUAGUUAUUCUUUGGAGCACUUGGUUCUUUGACUCCCUAGAAGGCCUGUUGCUAGAAGGUCCUUUUUCCUGCCUGUUACCUAGAGCAAGUGGGAAGGGUGAACCCAAUCUGCAAGAGUUUUAUCUUUUAUCUGCUAGAAAUACAUGUAUCACAACUAAGAAUGCAUGUUCCUAUGUGUAGGUUCUACCAACUGUUUACAAAAGCAAGAUGGGGAAAAAAUGCUAAGAUUUCUCAAAUGAAGUGGCAAACGAAAAGUGCCUUGCUUUCUGUUUCCCUUGGAAUGACAGGUAAUUGGAAUGUCUGCUAGAUGGAGUGUACUUAUCUUGAAUCUCACUUUAUGAGACUGAGCAAUUUAUUGAAAUGGUCAGGGCUAAGUCUAUACCUAUAAAUGUCUACUUUUAUAAGGAAGUAUUUUUUUAAGAAUUUACAAUAUGUUGUGGCAAAGAACUGAGUUUUAUAGGCAUCAAGGAGUGUGCAGAACAAAUUUGGCUUAGAAAAUUUGGCUUUGUGAAUUGUAUGAUUUAUUAUUUAUCGUUCUGUUUAUAUCCACUUCAACCUAACAGUGACAAGGCUAGACUAUGUAGACCUUCUCCAAUUUACCUUCUUACUGAAAAUGAGACAAUUGAAAGCCAAGUUAUUGCUUUUCUUUUAUGUGUGUAUUCAUAUAUAUGGAUGUGCUUUCACGUAUCUACUAAGUGGGCAAUUUCAAAUUGGGAGGUGGAAACUAGUGGCAGAAUACAGCCUCAGACUAUGCCAAGCCUUUAGUGCAAACUCUGCUCCUCCAUGUGUUGGACUUAAGCUCCCAAAAAUCCUAGUCAGCUUACCAGCUGUUAGGAAUUAUGGGAGCUGAAGUCCAAAACAUCUGGAGUUUUGAGAAAUACUAGUAUAAUGGAAAGCAAUUCUCAUCUUCUAAAUUCUUAUAUGAUAAAGUACAAAUACACAAGUUACAAUGCGAGGCAAGAAGCAUCAACCUGUACUAACGUUAUUGUCUCUUUGAGGACUACAUAGAAUGAACUGGAUAUUUUGGUAUUUUUACUUUGCUAAUGUACACCAAGUCACAUAUUAUAUUUUAAAAGAAAAUGAGUAUGAAGUGACAUUGCUGAAUUCUUAUGCCUUCAUAGCAUGUACAGGUUGAGUAUCCUUAACAGAAAUGCUUAGGAUCAUAAGUGUUUUGAAUUUUGGAAUACAUGUAUUUGCAUAUACACACAUUAAGAGGUAUCUUGGAGGUGGGACCCAUAUCUAAACAUAAAAUGUCUAUUUCAUAUACACCUUAAAUGUAUAUGCUGAUGGUAAUUUUAUACACAAUGUGUUUAAUAAUUUUGUGCAUAAGUUUGAGUACACUAAACCAUCAGAAAGCAAAGGUGUCAUUAUCUGCCAUCUAGGUGGGCAAUUUUGGGAGGAUUUCAGUAUUCCAGAUAAGGCAUGCUCAACUUCUACAAGGUGGUGGGUUUGGUUUGGGUUUUUAGCACAUAUUGCAAUAUGGACUCUUGAGAAUGUUUGUUUUGCUUUGCAGCUCAAGUGCUAGAUCCAUAAAUCAUGAUACUUCAA
Messenger RNA from Anolis sagrei ordinatus, 5225 nucleotides. It is a transcript of the gene APCDD1, whose product is annotated as APC down-regulated 1. The record is from RefSeq and is a predicted model, not a curated record. Gene Ontology annotation, molecular function: Wnt-protein binding. Gene Ontology annotation, cellular component: plasma membrane. Gene Ontology annotation, biological process: negative regulation of Wnt signaling pathway. Lineage: Eukaryota; Metazoa; Chordata; Lepidosauria; Squamata; Anolidae.